AUGACGACGGAUACUGUUUAUACUAUCCCCCAAGGGUCUAAGAUCCUGGUUACUGGAAGUAAUGGCUUCAUCGGGUCUCAUGUCGUCGAUCAGCUAUUGAAGUGGGGCUACUUGGUCCGCGGGACGGUUCGUGAGCCCAAGCCAUGGCUGAUCGACUUCUUUGACCAAAAAUACGGCAGAGGGAAGUUUGAAACGUUCAUCCUUCCGGAUGUGACUAGCGAGAUUGACUGCGAGAGAGCAGUCGAAGGGACUUCCGGAGUUAUUCAUAUGGCGGCUGACGUAUCGAUGAAUCCUGAUCCGAGCGUGGUGAUCACGAAUACCAUCAAGGCAACGCUCAACAUUUUGAAAGCCGCUUCAAAGUGGCCAACGGUUAAGCAGGUGGUACUCACCUCAUCGUCAACUGCAGCUUAUACGCCGAAUGCUAAUGGAGAGAGAACAACGAUCACCAAAGACACAUGGAAUGACGCUGCUGUUGAAGCAGCUUGGGAUGAGAAUGCUCCGCCUCACUCUAAGGGGUACUUUGUAUACGUAGCGUCCAAAACGGAGACCGAGAGGGCGGCGUUCAAAUGGGCUGAGGAGAAUAUGCCUUCCUUCACGCUGAACACAGUCUUGCCAGCAAUCACUUUUGGCAAGAUCCUUGCUCCAAGCGUUGGGGGCUCAACUCAGUCAUUUGUUGGAAACUUGCUCAAAGGCGAUGGAUCCGCAAUGGCCUUCCUGGCACCACAGUGGUUUGUUAAUGUUGUAGAUGUUGCAAGAUUGCACGUUGCUGCUCUUCUUUCCCCAUCCGUCAAGUCGGAGAGAAUCUUUGCAUUUGCUGCCCCUCAGAACUGGACAGAAAUUAUCAGGAUUCUACGAAAGCUGCGUCCUGACAAUUUGUCAAUUCCCGAAGAGCCUGAAGCCGAGGGUCAAGACUUGAGGAUUGUCGUGCCUUCCAAGCGGGCCGAGGAGAUUCUCAAGAGCUUUUUUGAUCGACCAGGAUGGGUCAGUCUAGAGGAGAGCAUUGCCGAGGGAAUUUCUGACCUGUAA
Molecule: messenger RNA, 1026 nt
Organism: Penicillium cataractarum
Lineage: Eukaryota; Fungi; Ascomycota; Eurotiomycetes; Eurotiales; Aspergillaceae
Product: NAD(P)-binding protein
Exons: 5
Coding region: 1-1026 (341 amino acids)
Molecular function (GO): oxidoreductase activity, acting on the CH-OH group of donors, NAD or NADP as acceptor
Source: RefSeq, a predicted model, not a curated record